Molecule: messenger RNA, 354 nt
Organism: Aspergillus aculeatus ATCC 16872
Lineage: Eukaryota; Fungi; Ascomycota; Eurotiomycetes; Eurotiales; Aspergillaceae
Product: SNAP receptor SNC2
Exons: 3
Coding region: 1-354 (117 amino acids)
Biological process (GO): vesicle fusion; vesicle-mediated transport
Cellular component (GO): plasma membrane; SNARE complex
Molecular function (GO): syntaxin binding; SNAP receptor activity
Source: RefSeq, a predicted model, not a curated record
AUGUCUGAGCAGCCUUACGAUCCUUACAUUCCGUCUGGAUCCAACGGACCCAGCGCUACCGCUGCGCAAAAUGGCGACCCUCGGACGAGGGAGAUCGACAAGAAAAUCCAAGAGACCGUCGACACGAUGCGCUCAAACAUAUUCAAGGUCUCGGAGCGUGGCGAGCGCCUUGACUCGCUUCAGGAUAAGACCGAUAAUCUGGCAGUAUCAGCCCAGGGCUUCCGCCGUGGCGCCAAUCGGGUGAGGAAACAGAUGUGGUGGAAGGACAUGAAGAUGCGCGUAUGCUUGAUCAUCUGUGUCAUCAUUUUGCUUGUAGUGAUUAUCGUCCCUACUGUGAUCACCACCAGAAAAUAA